UUCACUAAUAAUCAGCUCAUAAUCAUCGUAAUAGUAGUAUGUCAUAUAUUAAUCGUUUAAAAUGGCACUGGACAUGCGACAAAAUCAACGCCUCACCCAAGAGGCAAUGAGACAUUAUUUGUCCGAAUGUAAGCGUACAAAAGGAAAAGCAGAUAUGAUUGUUGUUAUUUUUCAUGCCAAGGUAGCACAGAAAUCUUAUGGAACUGAAAAAAGAUUUUUUUGUCCACCACCUUGUGUCUAUUUAAGAGGCAAUGCUUGGUCUAUGAGGCAGGAACAAAUGCGUCAAGAUGGUGAAUCGGAACAGUCAUCGCAGCUUUGUGCGUUUAUAGGUAUUAUUGGAAAUUCGGAUCAGGAUGUGCAACAGUUAGAUCUAAAUAAUGAGGAACAGUACUGUGCGGCAAAGACUUUGUUUAUAUCAGACUCUGAUAAAAGAAAGCAUUUUAUGCUUUCGAUAAAAAUGUUUCACGGCAAUGGUCAUGAUAUCGGUGUUUUUCUGAGUAAUCGAAUUAAAGUUAUAUCAAAACCAUCAAAAAAGAAACAAUCUCUUAAAAAUACAGAAUUGUGUAUAGCUAGUGGCACAACCAUAGCGCUUUUCAACCGCUUGCGUUCGCAAACUGUUAGUACGCGAUAUUUACAUGUAGAUAAUGAUCACUUUCAUGCAAGUUCUACUCAGUGGAGUACAUUUACUAUCUAUUUACUGGAUGACGAUGAAAGUGAAACUGAAGAUUUUGAACCCCAAGAUGGCUACAUUCACUAUAAUAAUACAGUGAAAUUAGUCUGUAAAGAUACUGGAAUGGCUCUACCACGAUUGAUUAUACGGAAAGUGGAUAAGUCAAUGGCAAGCUUAGAAGCUGACGAUCCUGUCUCACAAUUACACAAAUGUGCUCUCUUCCUAAAGGAUACAGACCAUAUGUAUUUAUGCUUGUCACAAGAGAAAAUUGUUCCUUUUAAUGCGACGCCUUCGCCCAAAGAGGCAAACAAGGAUAUGAUCAAUGAUGGAGCAUGCUGGACUAUCAUCAGCACAGAGAGAGCUGAAUAUACAUUUUAUGAGGGGAUGGGUCCUGUACACGCACCAGUAACUCCAGUACCAACAGUUCAAUAUCUCAAUCCUAUGGGUAGCGUAGAUGUUGCUAUGUUAGAACUAAAGGGUGAUAAUUUUGCACCGAACCUUCAGGUAUGGUUCGGUGAUAUGGAAGCCGAGACAUGGUAUAGAACAGAGCAGAGUAUGGUAUGUGUAGUGCCAGAUAUCAGUGAAUUUCAAGGAAAUUGGUCAUGGAUCGAUCGAGGGACUGAGGUCCCAGUCUCUUUGGUGCGAAACGACGGCAUCAUCUACGCUACUGGCCUCACAUUCAAUUAUAACCUCGAAUUGGGCCUAAGAAAGCGUGCUGCCCUCCAGGUUACGAAUGCAUCCACCACUGCUAUUGCAGAAGCACCCUGGAUUCGCUAUCAACAACAGACGUCAUUCGCCGUGUAAUAGUGAAUUAUAUCUUUCACCAUACUUUUGUUUAAUAUCCUUAUUUAGAUAAAGAUCAACUAGCAUUUAUAUAAUUGAAUAUAUUACUUAAUUAAGGGUAAUGUCUAAAACUGUUAGCAAUAAUGCGAGCAAUGUUGAACGUUGUUUAUAUAAAAUUUACAUUUAUAGGAAUUGUUGCUUUUGAGUAAAGACAAGUUUUUAUAUUAUUUA
Messenger RNA from Ceratosolen solmsi marchali, 1684 nucleotides. RefSeq names its product suppressor of hairless protein-like. Gene Ontology annotation, cellular component: nucleus. The transcript is spliced from 4 exons. Bases 62 to 1474 code for a protein of 470 amino acids. The record is from RefSeq and is a predicted model, not a curated record. Gene Ontology annotation, biological process: regulation of transcription by RNA polymerase II. NCBI's taxonomy places the organism in Eukaryota, Metazoa, Arthropoda, Insecta, Hymenoptera, Agaonidae. Gene Ontology annotation, molecular function: DNA-binding transcription activator activity, RNA polymerase II-specific; RNA polymerase II cis-regulatory region sequence-specific DNA binding.